This is a messenger RNA of Haemonchus placei, 270 nucleotides long. NCBI's taxonomy places the organism in Eukaryota, Metazoa, Nematoda, Chromadorea, Rhabditida, Trichostrongylidae. The record is from the annotation of a GenBank genome assembly.
AUGAAAGAGGGUUUUUGUGCUGUUGGCCGGGAGAUAUCCGCUGGCCGCAAGUACAGUGGAAAAGACGAUGGCGGAGGAAGUUUGAUGUGGCAGAGGGAUGGAGAGCGCAGAUCUAUCACUGCCACAGGCGAGUCGGUCGGUCGCCGAGUAGGCGGCUGCGAUGGCACGAUGGCGGCUUUCAGUCGACGUCGGUGGCGGCAGCAGACAUUGCCGGCCCAAGCAGCCCGAGGAGAGCAACCCACAGCCAGCAAGCACCUCGUCUCGUUGUAA